Molecule: messenger RNA, 2205 nt
Organism: Lampris incognitus (smalleye Pacific opah)
Lineage: Eukaryota; Metazoa; Chordata; Actinopteri; Lampriformes; Lampridae
Gene: dnajc11a
Product: DnaJ (Hsp40) homolog, subfamily C, member 11a
Exons: 16
Coding region: 60-1739 (559 amino acids)
Biological process (GO): cristae formation
Source: RefSeq, a predicted model, not a curated record
CCGCGGAGCGCUUCACCCGCCACGCAACACGCGCGAAGAAGGAAUGACGGGUCGUAAACAUGGCGUCCGCCAUGGAUGAUGAUGAGAUUGACAACGAUGAUUACUAUUCUUUACUGAAUGUCAGGAGAGAGGCAACACAGGAGGAACUUAAGGCGGCAUACAGACGAUUAUGCAUGCUGUACCACCCAGACAAACACCGGGACCCUGAGCUGAAACGACAAGCGGAGCAGCUGUUUAACCUCGUACAUCAAGCCUAUGAAGUCCUUAGUGACCCACAGGCACGCGCUAUCUACGAUAUCUAUGGCAAGAGAGGACUCGAUGUCGAAGGAUGGGAGGUAGUAGAAAGAAAAAGAACACCCGCAGAGAUCCGAGAGGAGUAUGAACGUCUUCAGAGAGAGCGUGAAGAGAGAAGGCUUCAGCAAAGGACCAAUCCCAAGGGAACUAUCAGUGUGGGUAUCGAUGCCACAGACCUCUUUGAUCGAUAUGAAGAGGACUAUGAGGAUAUGGUUGGAGGUGGUAUCCCACAUGUGGAGAUCAACAAGAUGCACAUAUCACAAUCCAUAGAGGCCCCUCUUACAACAACAGACACUGCCAUUUUGUCUGGCUCCCUGUCGACCCACAACGGAAAUGGAGGUGGCAACAUAAACUUGGCCUUGAGAAGAGUCACCUCAGCGAAGGGCUGGGGAGAGGUUGAGUUGGGUGCUGGAGACACCCAUGGACCUCUCUUGGGAAUGAAGAUAUUCCGAAACUUGACACCACGCUGCUUUGUGACGGCUCAGUGUGGACUGCAGUUCUCAUCCCGAGGAGUCCGUCCCGGUGUCACCACUGUGCUGGCCCGCCACCUUGACAAAAACACUAUGGGCUACCUGCAGUGGCGCUGGGGGAUCCAGUCCUCUAUGAACACCAGUGUUGUCAGGGACACCAAGAGCAGCCACUUCACCUUUGCUAUGCAGCUUGGCAUCCCUCACUCCUUUGUAAUGAUGAGCUACCAGUACAAGUUUCAGGAUGACGACCAGACCAAAAUCAAAGGCUCAGUAAAAUCAGGCUUCUUUGGGACUGUAGUAGAGUAUGGAGCCGAGAGGAAAAUCAGUCGACACAGUGUGUUGGGGGCCACUGUCAGUGUGGGAGUUCCCCAAGGUGUCUCCCUCAAGAUCAAGUUAAACAGAGCCAGCCAGACAUAUUUCUUCCCUAUCCACCUCACCGACCAGCUCCUACCCAGUGCAGUGUUUUACGCCACAGUUGGGCCUCUGGUCUUCUACCUCGCCAUCCACCAGCUUGUUAUCAAGCCGUACGUGCGUGCACAGAAGGAACAAGACUUGGAGAAGCGAAGAGAGAGCUCGGCCUCUGACAUAGCAAGGAAGAGACAGGAGGCAGAGUCUGCUGUCUUGCUCAUGCAGGAGUCUGUGCGCAGGAUUAUUGAAGCGGAGGAGUCUAGAAUGGGUCUCAUCAUCCUCAACGCCUGGUACGGCAAAUUUGUGACAGACAACAGUAGGAGACACGAAAGGGCAAAGGUCAUUGAUGUGACCGUACCACUUCAGUGCCUGGUGAAAGACUCAAAGUUAAUCCUCACUGAAGCCACAAAGUCAGGACUACCUGGGUUCUAUGACCCCUGUGUGGGGGAGGAGAAGAGCCUCAAGGUGCUGUAUCAAUUCCGGGGAGUCAUGCAUCAGGUCUUGUCAGGGGACACCGAACCACUCAGGAUACCAAAGCAAUCUCACAGGAUUGAUGCCGACACUUAGGAGUUCCUCUGCUCAACAAGAGACUCAUCGUUGAACUGACUGUCAGACAGAAAAAAGGAUAAACUCCUGUUUUAGAUACAACAUGGAUUCAAGUCCACGUUCCCAAGAAGUCAUGCAUCUUACUUGUCUUUACGUUUUUCAUUUAAAUAUGCAGAAAGGAGCCAAGGCAUUACAGACUGGGCUAAAUAAUGAUUUGGUAUCUAUGGACAGGGUUGCGGCCUGCUUGACAUUCUGAAGUAAAACCAAAAUCAAUGGCUACCGUCUAAUUUCCUGGGCCUUUUCGCCUUCUCACGGUACCUAUUUAUUUUGGUAUGAGUUGUUAUGUGUGAUCACGUUGAACUGUAUUGUACACAACACUGCAGUGCCUAUGUGGUUGAAGUCAUGAAAGCAGCUCUGUGUAUUUGCCAUAUAAUUAAAAGUUGAUCUCUUCCAUGUUGCUUAUUUUUUUAGGCAGUUGCACUGGAAG